Zootermopsis nevadensis is the source of this 1647-nucleotide messenger RNA. It is a transcript of the gene Gmppa, whose product is annotated as GDP-mannose pyrophosphorylase A. The record is from RefSeq and is a predicted model, not a curated record. NCBI's taxonomy places the organism in Eukaryota, Metazoa, Arthropoda, Insecta, Blattodea, Termopsidae. Gene Ontology annotation, biological process: biosynthetic process.
GAUGUAACAAUAUGGCGCUUUCGCGAAAAUUUUAGACUGUGACACUCUUGUAAUCCUUUGGGUUAUUAAAGCUAUAACCUCUAAAUCAUGUUAUUUGUUGAUUUUGUUUUAUGUAUUAUACGUGGAAGUUUACGUGGAUGUCUAGUCUGACAGCCUGAAUUAAAUAAAUUAUUACACACUGCAUUAAAAUGUUGAAAGCAGUGAUAUUAAUCGGUGGUCCACUGAAAGGGACAAGAUUUCGCCCACUUUCACUAGAUAUACCCAAACCGCUAUUUCCAGUGGCUGGGUUACCUAUGAUUCAACACCACAUAGAAGCAUGUGUCAAGAUUCCAAACCUGAAAGAAAUUCUUGUUUUAGGUUACUACCCAGCCUCAGAACUGGCUCAGUUUGUAACAGACAUGGUUAAUGAGUACAAAGUUAAUAUUCGAUAUUUGCAGGAGUUUACUGCGCUGGGAACUGCUGGAGGGCUGUAUCACUUCCGAGAUCAGAUACGCUCUGGAAAUCCUGAGGCAUUUUUUGUCUUGAAUGGAGAUGUCUGUGCAGAUUUUCCAUUAGUUGAAAUGUUAGAUUUCCAUAAAGAAAAGAAAGGCUCAUCAUUGGUAACAAUUAUGACAACAGAAGCGACACGGCAGCAGUCGAUGCACUAUGGCUGCAUUGUCCAGGACCGUGAUACAUCAGAAGUAACACAUUAUGUUGAAAAGCCAUCAACAUUUGUUUCGACACUCAUAAAUUGUGGUGUUUACAUCUGCUCCAUUGAGAUAUUCCAGACAUUUGCUGCAGUGUUCAAUAUGCGUCAACAAGAAUACUACAAUGAUGCUGGUGGUAAUGGAAAUGGGAAGGAAGCUGCAGUAAUCUACCUUGAGACUGAUGUCCUGAUGCCACUAGCUGGAACAGGUUGUGUGUUUGCACUUCAGACCAGCAACUGGUGGUCCCAGCUGAAGACUGCAGGAUCUGCAAUCUAUGCUAACAGACAUUAUCUGGCAUUGUACCACUCUUGGCAUACAGAUCGACUUGCUCGGGGAGAUCUUACGGCCGAGGAAGGAAAGGAAAAGAGUUGUAACAUCAUAGGAGAUGUUUACAUCCAUCCCACCGCCACUGUGCAUAAUACUGCAACACUUGGUCCAAAUGUGAGCAUUGAAGCUGGAGCUGUAAUAGGUCCUGGUGUACGUGUUCGUGAAUCCAUAGUGCUGAGUGGUGCCAUAGUCUCAGACCACAGUCUUGUCUUGCACAGCAUUGUGGGACGUGGAAGUCAUGUUGGACAGUGGGCAAGAGUAGAAGGAACACCUUGUGACCCUAACCCUAACAAACCUUUUGCUAAGAUGGAGAAUCCUUCACUUUUUAACUCUGAUGGAAGACUUAAUCCUUCCAUCACAAUUCUAGGCUGCAAUGUGACAGUGCCCUCUGAAGUGAUUCUGCUAAAUUCCAUUGUUCUUCCACAUAAGGAAUUGACUCGCAGUUUCAAGAAUGAAAUUAUUCUUUAAGUCUUUACAGAGCAUGAAGCGCACAAGGGCAUUACACAAAUUUCUGUACUUGAAUUCACAAACAAUAUGUAUAUACAAGAUUUGUAAAUUAUAUAUGUAAAGAAUCCUGUUUCUAAAAGUAAGUGUAUACACAUAAUGGUUAAAUGCAGUUUUAAUGGAAACAGAA